GUUUCACAGAGACGCAACUAGGGAGGGGAGAGCACACACACAGAGACAGAGAGAGAGAGACCGGCGAAUUACACACAGCCCCAGACACAAUGCUUUGGAGGAUGCAGGAACAGAAACCAUUUCCUGCUAAGACGGUUGAUUGACAAGCCCGUCGUCCAAUCAAAUCGUCGCCAUGAUUGCCACGGGCGGUCUGCUGCGUAUGAACCGGCGCCAAGACUCCCAGCGAUCCAAGAACCACGCUGAGAACCAGAGGAAGAGGAAACUAGCAGAGAGGAAGAAGAAGAACGAUGUGGUAGUGGUGAAGGGGAAACUCAACCUGUGUUCCCCAUCUGGGCUGGUGGCUGCGGUGGGGGUAGUGGUGUUGAUGCUGGGGAUAGCCAUGGCUGUACUGGGCUACUGGCCACACGAAGGCCACAGCCAGGGGUAUGCAUCCAGGGUAUCAGCAGGGGAGGAGCGGAGAGACAACGGCAGGAUGAGCUACUCCAAGAGCCGCCUGGUGUCUGUCACCUGGAACAAUAACAAGGACAACAACAAAACCAACCAGACUGUUGGGGAGUUGACCAACCAGACUGUUGGGGACUUGACCAACCAGACUGUUGGGGACUUGACCAACCAGACUGUUGGGGACUUGACCAAUCAGACGAGUGCUGAGUUGACCAAUCAGACGAGUGAUGUUAUGAAUGGAAGUGGUCCUCAACCUGUACCUGUGUCUACAAGUCCUCGUUCUCCCUCGCGUGGGUUUCUCACUGAGUUCCUGGACAGCUAUCUCUACUCAGACAACUUGAAGGUGUUUGGACCCUUAGUGAUGGGGAUUGGCAUCUUCCUCUUCAUCUGCGCUAACGCCGUGCUUCACGAGAACAGAGACCAGAAGACCAAAGUCAUCAACCUCAGAGAUAUCUACUCCACGGUCAUCGACCUCCACAGCACACGGACCAAGGACUACUCGCCGAUUAACGGACUAGUGAACUAUGCGCAGUCCAGGGGCAGUGUGGACAUAAAUUCGGGUUCGUUCAAUCCUGGCGAGAUGCUAGAGCAUGGUCGCAGCCCUUGGCCCUCCACUACCGUGUCAAGCCACCAGGAGGAGUUAGGUAGCGGUGAGCAGCAGUGUAGACGACCGUCAAUGGCGGGCCGGCAGCGGAGCUGGUCCAGAGACAACCAGGGAAGUGUGUAUAGCAUCUACAGAGACCAGAAGCGCAGGUGUUCAGAGCAGACACCCUACCCCAGGCAGUGGGACUCAGAGCAAGCCUCGUACCCCAGACAGUGGGACUCAGAGCAGGCGACAUACCUCAGACAGUGGGACUCAGACCAGGCCUCGUACCCCAGGCAGUGGGACUCAGAGCAGGCCUCGUACCCCAGACUGCGGGACUCAGACCAGGCCUCGUACCCCAGACUGCAGGACUCAGAGCAGGCCUCGUACCCCAGGCAGCGGGACUCAGAGCAGGCCUCGUACCCCAGGCAGCGGGACUCAGAGCAGGCCUCGUACCCCAGGCAGCGGGACUCAGAGCAGGCCUCGUACCCCAGACAGCGGGACUCAGAGCAGGCCUCGUACCCCAGACAGCGGGACUCAGAGCAGGCCUCGUACCCCAGGCAGCGGGACUCAGAGCAGGCCUCGUACCCCAGGCAGUGGGAGGGUGCAGCAUCCAUUGUCAGUUCUUCUUUUAACGCCUUCACCCUCCCGAUCAUCACACUUAACAACUGUACAGUGGAGGAGGGGGCACAGGCCGAGAGAGAGGAGGAAGAGAUUAUAGAUGUGAAGGAUUUUAGUGGAAAUGGGAUUGAGCAAGAGCAAGUAGCAGGUUAUAGUCAAAGUCUGGAUACUACAGAGAAGAAUUCUUCAAGGAGGACCUCGAUGAAUCCCCAGGAAUCCUAUAGUCAAUGUCUGGGUACUAAAGAGAUGGAUUCUUCAAGGAGGACCUCGAUGAAUCCCCAGGAAUAUGAGGGUGGUACCGUCAUGACCCUAACCGAACCAGACGAAGCGCUACUGGGACAGACCCUCACCCCACAAGACUCCCAACUGUUCCCCCCAUCUCCCGUUUUCAGGGCGAUGACGGGGAUGGGAUCUCGCCUGUCACUCAACUCCCUCUCCAGCCAAGGGGGGGACCAGCCCCAGUCGGCGCGACGAUGCAGCCUCACCAUGGCCGUCUGUCGUCAAGGCGACCGGGCUCGUCGGUUCAGCUGUACGCGUCUGGAGCGUUCGAACAGUAAGGGAUACAUCAAACUGGAAACCGUGGACGGAGAUUCCUUCGAGGCACCAGAUGUAAUGACUUCCUGUGUGCCCGACUCGAAUCAGGAAGAAGAAGUAGUAGCAGAAGCAGAAGCAGCUCAAGGAAAAAGAGAGAGGGUGAGAGUCGCCCUUAGCUCUUCUUUAACAGAACUCUAGACAGAUCUGUCUCAAUCGUCAUGUCAAUCUCUUUAGACAGUGAUCGAAAGUGACCUAUAGAGUCAAGGUGCAGCCAGAAGGAACUCAGGAGAGGAGAGGGAGAUACAUAGCUCUUCACGACACAUAAACUCUAGACAGAUCUCUACACAGAACUCUAGAACUAUCUCUCCGUGUCUCAUCAUUGUAGAUGGAUGUCAUAGGCAGUAGAAGACAGGGAUCAAAACUGACCUAUAGAGUCAAGGUGCAGCCAGAAGGAUGUCAGGAGAUCAGAGACGGGGAGGAGGAGAGGGAGGGAGAGAACAGGAGACGGAGAGGGAGAGAGAAGAAGAGGGAAGGGAGAGAAAAGGAGAAGGAGAAGGAGAGAGAAGGAGAGAUGAGAGGGAGGGGAGAGAGAAGGAGAAGGAGAGAGAAGGAGAGGGAGAGACGAGAGGGAGGGAGAGAGAGGGAGGGGAGAAAGAAGGAGGAGAGAGAAGGAGAGGGAGAGGGAGAGACGAGAGGGAGAGGAGAGAGAGGGAGGGGAGAGAAAAGGAGAGGGAGAGAGAAGGAGAGGGAGAGGGAGAGAGAGGGAGGGGAGAGAGAAGGAGAUGAAGGGAGAGGGAGAGGGAGAGAGAAGGAGAUGGAGAGAGAGGGAGUGGGAGAGAAAAGGAGAGGGAGAGAGAAGGAGAUGGAGAGAGAGGGAGUGGGAGAGAGAAGGAGAGGGAGAGAGAAGGAUAGGGAGAGAGAAGGGAGAGGGAGAGGGAGAGAGAAGGAGAUGGAGAGAGAGGGAGUGGGAGAGAGAAGGAGAGGGAGAGAGAAGGAGAGGGAGAGGGAGAGAGAGGGAGAGGGAGGGGAGAGAGAAGGAGAUGUAGAGAGAAGGGAGAGGGAGAGAGAAGGAGAUGGAGAGAGAGGGAGUGGGAGAGAGAAGGAGAGGGAGAGAGAAGGAGAGGGAGAGAGAGAGAAGGGAGAGAGACAUGGUGCACCCAGAAGGAGAUCAGGGAGAGAGACGGGAAAGAAGAGGGAGAAAGAGAAGGUGUGAUGGAAAUAGCCCCCACUUCUUCAACAGAGUUGUAAUGUUCAACACCAAUUAGGGUCCCCUGGAGAACAUGGACUGAAACUAUGGUUCCUACAGAACUAUAGCCAGAACUCUGUCCGGUCAUUUCUAUGUAAGCGAUAAACAACAAUGGUCUGUACAUUUCUCUUAAAAAUAUACCACGACGCAGAGAAGCAGUAUAUUAUAUAUCUACUGUACCAGUCAAAAGUUUGGACACACCUACUCAUUCCAGGGUGUUUAAUAAAUGCUUCACAGAGUUCAGGUAACAGACACAUCUCAACAUCAACUGUUCAGAGGAGACUGUGUGAAUCAGGCCUUCAUGGUCGAAUGGCUGCAAAGAAACCACUACUAAAGGACACCAAUAAUAAGAGACUUGCUUGGGCCAAGAAACACGAGCAAUGAACAUUAGACCGGUGGAAAUCUGUCCUUUGGUCUGAUGAGUGAUUUCAUAUGUGUUAUUUCAUAGUUUUGAUGUCUUCACUAUUAUUCUACAAUGUAGAAAUAAGGAAAAAAAUUAAGAAAAACCCUGGAAUGAGUAGGUGUUUGGACAAACUUUGGACUGGUUCUGUAUAUAAUACCCAUUCAUUUCUGAUUGAGGCAUUUUCUGUAGCUGGGUGCAUACAGGUCUAUACAGGUGUAUACAGGUCUAUACAGGUCUAUACAGGUGUAUACAUGAGAGCCCUUAUCAGAAAGCCAUGGGGAAACAGUGAUGUUUCACUUUUCAGAAUAACAACACGAGAAAGACUCUUUAAAACCACAAAAUAACUCAAUAUUCAGAUCAAACUAUUCCAUUUUUUUGUAAUGUAGCAACAGCAAAUACUUUCGAUUAGAAAAAAGACGUAGAUACUAUUUGUUUAAACAAACAAAAAUGUUGUGUAGAUUUGAAUAGCACCUAUUUGAAAUAAAAAUGUUUUGUAUAACUGGAGAUAAAAUUAGAAUAAAUUAUGAUGUUCUGAAAUCUUCUUCCUUUGCAAAUAAAACUGUUCUACAAAAUAAGUUUUAUUUUAGAUAGGUAUUGUUAUGAGGUUUUAAUAGCUGUCAGAAAUUCAGGUAGAAUAGAGUUCAGAUUUGAUUAAAAUGAUGUUAACUGUUGGACCAUGUUUAAUUAUGCAUGAAUAAAGUUAUAAUAUAUAAUAGAAUAGAAUAUAGUUGAGACAUUAAAAUAAAAAAUGUAGAUCUUU
Molecule: messenger RNA, 4591 nt
Organism: Salvelinus fontinalis (brook trout)
Lineage: Eukaryota; Metazoa; Chordata; Actinopteri; Salmoniformes; Salmonidae
Exons: 4
Coding region: 173-2380 (735 amino acids)
Source: RefSeq, a predicted model, not a curated record